UGGCCCGUUAAAACCCUUAUUCUCCAUCAGUUCUGUUCAGCUUCUUAGGUUUUCUAUCAACCCCCAAAUUUUGCUUCUCAUCUUCUUAAUCAUUCAUAAUUUUAGAGUAACUGACGCCCUCUCAAAAGUUUUCACGAUUAAAUGGUAAUUGUUCUCAACAAUUUAUUUUACCCACACAAAAAAACGUCUGAUUGUUAAUGCAUAAAUGCAUCCAACCACUCAACCAGCCCAUAUACUAUAUAUUCCAACUUCAACAAUGAUGUCUUCGCCAAAAAUACAUGCCCAUCAGACACCAAAACUUCUUAAAAAUCUGGUAACUUCUUACAAGGUCAACAAAAAACCAGCAACCAAUGGCGAACGAUUCAAUUGUGCCCCUUAAGGAUUUACAAGUCAACCAACAAGUAUGGACAGUACAACUAAAAGUGUUACGUGUCGGAGAUGAGAUAACUUGCGGCACAAACUUUUCUGUAAAGAUUAAGAAGCUGAUUAUGAUGGAUGACGAGAGUGUUAGAAUCGGUGUUGUAAUAUUCAAUGAUGAUAUACAAUAUUUUGAUGGUUGCUUCUUUGUACAUAAAACAUACAUUAUUUCUAACGGUGUUGUGAACAAAAGCAAGCCAAUGUAUUUCAGUGCACAUCCAAAACUUGAAUUGGUACUGAAAAAGAUAACCAUAGUAAAGGAAGCUUCAAUCCCGAUUACCGGAGAAACAAUGAGCUACAACUUUGUUGACUUAAGAGAGAUAGAUAUCAAAUUGCAUAGUAAUAAGUCAAUUGAUGUAUGUGGGGUACUCAUCAAAGUAAAGCCAUAAAAAAUGUUAACAACAUCGAGGGAGUAACAAAAUUUGUGCGAGAAAUAACCAUAGUUGACAAAGAGUAAUUACAAAAUGAAGGGAUUAUCAUGUUAUAUUUUGUAACGAAUGAGCAGACUAAGUUUAUAAUAUAUAUAU
Erythranthe guttata (spotted monkey flower) is the source of this 944-nucleotide messenger RNA. Lineage: Eukaryota; Viridiplantae; Streptophyta; Magnoliopsida; Lamiales; Phrymaceae. The record is from RefSeq and is a predicted model, not a curated record.